Messenger RNA from Engraulis encrasicolus (European anchovy), 5293 nucleotides. It is a transcript of the gene vcpip1, whose product is annotated as valosin containing protein (p97)/p47 complex interacting protein 1. Lineage: Eukaryota; Metazoa; Chordata; Actinopteri; Clupeiformes; Engraulidae. The record is from RefSeq and is a predicted model, not a curated record. Gene Ontology annotation, molecular function: cysteine-type deubiquitinase activity. Gene Ontology annotation, biological process: endoplasmic reticulum membrane fusion; protein K11-linked deubiquitination; protein ubiquitination. The transcript has 25 exons. Bases 343 to 4707 code for a protein of 1454 amino acids.
UCCGUGUUGUGUAGGUGCUGUCUCGACUGCAGCUGCAAAACAACAGAAAGACAGAAGACGUUUGAGAAGCUACGCGAGUAGAACCUUUGUGGCAACUAGCUGCACUGUUAACAGAAUGCUAACACGUUUUACUGAUCCUUAAACUGGGGGAGAGAGACGCAGAAACUCACAAACAGGAGAAACAAGGAGACAAACAAACAACGCGCUAGCUGUCUGGUUGACAGGUAACGCUGCGAUUUCAGCGGCCAAGACACACAAGAGAACUGUUUAAAAACAGCAAUGAUUGUAAUGCCUCAGUGAGUUUUCAAAACACACGCAAACACACUCGCUUUACACAACGCAAUGUCGGGCCCGCCCGGAGAACGCAAGAAGGAUCCCACCACUAAACGCUUGGUGUUGCUGUGCGGUUCAUGCCCUGAGCCCGCAUGCCAGGCGCGUCUGUUCUUCCCCGCGGGCGUCAACGCGGGCGUCGAGUGCACCGAGUGCGGCCAGCGGAACGACGCGAGCGCGCUUCUGCGCGUCGAAGAGGUGACGUCCAGCGCGGACGCCGUGGACUCGCAUGCGGUGCUGCUGCACAACUUGCUGCGACACGCGUUGCUGGGCGUCACCGCGUCUGCGUCACCCGGCGCGUCUGCUGCUGCUGCGUCUACGGCCGCGGGCGUCAAGAAGGGCGUCGGCGUAGGCAACGCGGAGCAGUGCGUCAAAGUCGGAGGGCUGUCGAAUUAUCACUGCAAACUGCUGGCGCCCAUCCUGACGCGCUAUGGAAUGGACAAGAGGACAGGGAGGGCCAAACUACUCAGCGAGAUGAACAGAGAGACAGGUGGCGCCGGUGACACGUUUGACUGUGCGCUGCUGGCUGACCGGGCCUUCCUCAUCUCCACGGAGCACCUGUCCACCCCCGGCUACGGCCUGGACCGCUCGGGGAGCCUGGCGUACCUGCGAGACACCCUGGAGGAGAUCCGCGCCGCCAACCACGGCAAGGACCGCCUCGUGCCCCUCUUCGUCCAAGGGGAUGGCCACUGCUUAGUGCACGCCAUCUCGCGCGCCCUGGUCGGCCGAGAACUCUUCUGGCACGCGCUCCGAGAAAACCUCAAGCGCCACUUUGUAGAGUUCCUGCCAAGGUACCGAGCGCUGUUUAGCGACUUCAUAGCGGCUAACGAGUGGGAGGACAUCAUCAACGAAUGUGACCCAGAGUUCACACCACCGGAAGGUGUACCGCUAGGUCUGCGUAACGUGCAUGUGUUCGGGUUGGCUAACGUGUUGCGUCGCCCCAUCCUGCUGCUGGACUCCCUGAGUGGCAUGAGGAGCUCCGGGGACUACAGCGCCACCUUCCUGCCAGGCCUGGUAGCGCCCGAGAACUGCAGAUCACGCGGCGCCACCGACAAGUCCCGGAGCGGAGGUGGAGGAGGAGGCCCAGGGCUGUUGAACAAGCCCAUCUGCCUGGCCUGGAGUAGCUCGGCCCACAACCACUACCUGCCAUUGGUCGGUGUGAAAGAGGAGGGGCCGGACCAGGCCCCGCCCCCACGUCUCCCCGCCCACCUGAUCCCCAAGGCCUGGGGUGUUCCGCAGGAGCUCAUUGGCCAAUACCUGGACCUGGACCUGGCAGGAGGCGGGGCCAAAGGGGGCGGGAGAGGAGAAGGAGGAGGAGGAGGGGGCUGUGUGAUUGGUGGAGAGAGGUCGUUGGGCGACGCCUACCUGAGGCGAUUGGCCACAGCCAUGGACGAGGUGUUUGAGGAGAAGCACGGCAUCCCAGCAUCCCUAGUGGCCGACGUGCAUCACUACAUCUUCCUACGAGGCCCUAAUGGAGGCGGGACCGGAGCAGCUCGACGGAGCGGAUCGAGCGCUGUGGUUGGUGGAGUCUUGACCCCGCCCCCAACGCCCCUCACUCCAACCCCACCCAACCCGACUCUGGACGAGGUGACGUCGUCGUCACGGCGAUGGCUUGAGGAGGGCCGGCUGUACCGGUGUCUGAACUGCGCCGGGGUGGCCAAACUGGGCGUGGCCAAACUGGGCGUGUCCUCCAAGCUCCACGGGGGACCCAGCACUGACAUGGAGGAGAGCAACAACGCUAAUCUGAAGCCGGACGGUCCUUCGAGCCCGCGGCACCAGCAGAGGCAACCCGCCACCGGACUCUCCUCAUCAUCCUCUCUGUCGGCCAUGACGACCUCACCAUCAAAGUCAACGUCAAAGCCGAAUCUAUCAGACUGCCGAAGCGCGAGCUACGACUCCGACGCCAAGAUGGACUACGGCGCUCGCCGAAUGUGGGCCGAAAGCCAGCCAAGCCCGGCCCAGACCAGCAAAGACAUGGAGUCCACUAUCAGAACCAGCGGUAGUCGGGACUUCGACCAAAUAUCAACCGAAUCUCAACCCACCUUAACGCCGCCUUUUUCAACAGAGUCUUCUAUGCUGAAGUCAUCGACGAGCGGAAGUGGUGGCGCCAGCAGCUUCCUGAGCCAGAUGUCAGCCGAGUCUCAGCCGGCGUUCCUGGCCUCCUGCCCCGCCUGCCACUCCGGAGCCCUUCGUCCAAUCACAGCGCCCGGCGGCGAGGUGGCCUAUCGGGACGGAGAUCGCACGGCCACGGCCAGCUCCGGGGGGAGGUGUGGCUGCGGCUUCAAGCACUUCUGGGCAGGUAAGGAGUACGACAACUUGCCGGAGCUGCUGCCAGUCAACCUGGAGUGGGCGGGGCGAACGGUGCGCGAGACGGUCUGCUGGUUCCAGCACGAGUCCGACCCGAGUCUCAACAGCAACGCCUACGAGGUGGCCGGCCGCUUGGUGGACACGCAUUUCCCCGGCGAGUUCGGAUCUGAGUUGCUCGUCCAGAAGGUCGUGUCCUCCAUCUUGCAGCAGACGGCCGUCGCAGACGUAUCCCAUGGUCCUUUGCUGUCCUCGUUCUGCAACUCCGCACAAAGUGGAGGACCAGGAAGUGCUGGCGGGGAGAGGGGAGGGGCCAACACAUCUCCCAACCAAUCACAACAGCAGCAGCAGCAGCAAGACCCGCCCUCCAAGAUCAUCCUGAUUGGCCCGAAGAGUCGAACGCUGCACAAGGAGGAGUUGACCAUGAGCAAAGCAGAGAUGCAGGUUAGGCAGAGCAUUCGGGAGCACGCCCCACACGCCCAGAGGCAAGCCCACCAAUCGCCACCCAGGGGAGGAGCCAAAACAGGAAGUGGUGCCAAGGGAGCUCCACCCACCACGCCCAUAAAAGAAGCCACGCCCACCAGAGCUCCUCCCGCCCCCAGUGCUGAGAAGAAGAGCCGUGUCACCACGACAACCACCGCUUCCAGUCAAGCCACACCCACCUCUGCCCAGACCACACCCACCAAGGCCCCGAUUGGCCAGAAGAAGAUCCGCGUCACCACCAGCGACGGUCGCCAGGCGACGCUCACCCUCCCUGAACGGACCAAUCAGGCGCAGCUGAAGGCAGCGGUGGCUGAGCACUUUGGGGUGGAGCCAGAGCGCCAGCGAAUCAGAGUGGGCUUCCCCCCUAAGCUCCUCCCACAGGAGGCGGGGCCAGACGCACCGGUGCCUCUGCAGCACGGCGAGCGAGUCAGCGUGGAGGUCCUACCAGCCGAAGAAGAGAUGAAUGGAGGAGGAGGAGAGGACGAGGGGAUGAGGAGAGGAGGGAGAAGAGAGGGAGAGAGAGAUGGAGACGGAGGAGGAGAAGAAGAAGAAGGUUUCAGCCUCCAGGACAACAUUGACCUGGAAAUGUCCUCGCUGUGCCUACUGGCCACACUUAUGGGUGAGGACGUGUGGUCGUACGCCAAGAAGCUGCCUCACCUCUUCCAGCCGGGCGGAGUCUUCUACAACAUCGUCAGGAAGGACAUGGGUCUGUUGGACGGUAAACACUGUUCGCUGCCGCAGCUUCCCGGCCGCGUGUUCGUCUACAGCGCGCGGGACGACCGACUGGAGUUGUGCGCCGACACGGCCGGCCACUUUCCCAUCAGCCCCUGCGUGGACGAGCUGGCCAAGGGCCGCGGUAGCCGAGAGGGAAGCCCCUCCCACCACCACACCCCCACUCGAUUGGGCAGUGGCAGCCUGGGGGGCGGGGUCAAGAAGAAGAGGCCGGCUAACCCUGGAGGAGGAGGAGGAGAGGAGGCGGGGCCAGGAGUCUUCCAGGGGAAAGGCCAUUGGCUGGGGUCAGGGAAGGGGGCGUCGCCCAGUGCCAAGGCCACGGCCCCUCCACCAAUCACGCGUCAGCACAGCAGCGGGGUCGACCUGAGUGGCAGUGCCAAGGCCACACCCCCUAGUCUGGGCUCUCUGGGUGACUUGUCUGCCACCACCUCCCACAUCCACCGGCGAUCAGAGUUGGUGCGUCUGGCUCCGGGCGUCGUGACGGCCACCUCCUCCUCUUCCUCCUCUUCCUCCUCCACCUCCUCCACCGUACCCCCUUCCUCCUCCUCCUUUGACAGGUCGACGGGAGUCGGGUUCGAUGGCAGCGCCGGUGGUCGGAGCGGCUACGUAGACCUGGAUCCCAUCGCCGUGGCAACCCAACGUCAGCGGCUCCAAGAAAUGGUGUCUGCGAUCCAGGCGUCCAUGGACAAGCACAGUGCAACUGCGCAGGCCAUGCGCACCACCAACACCACACACAGUGCUGCUACUACUACUGCUGCAACGACGACGACGACGACGACAAACCUACGCUCACCGUCUGAUGACGAUGAGGAAGAGGACGAGGACGAGGAGAUCGACGAGCCCAUGGACGAGUCGUAACACGAUCGAAAUUGAUCAAUGGAUCAAUCAUUGCAUGGACGAAUCGCAACAUUUGGGGAGGGGGGGGGUGUCGAAAACGCGCUGCAAGCUAGCCAGGCUACAUAUGUGAAAUCGUAAUACGGUUGGCCGACAGGCCCAUUAGCAUAUCUCAUCAUUAUACAUCCGGGCCGACGAUUGGCCGACAGCGGUCAUUAACAUUUAAAAUCGCUUGGUUGACUGUGCUCACAAACAUAUUAGGUAUGUACAUACAGUAUGUCAGUAAUGCGAUCAAUUUUGGGGGGCUUUCAAAAACACAAUUCACGCUACAUUUUGUCGACGGAGGAAUCACAACUACAAAAACGGCCUCCUCAGGCAGCCUAAUGUGUAGCCUUUUCUCCCAUUUAAACCCAUUAUAAUAUGUGGCUAGUAAACUACAAAAAUGCCCCCCUCAGUUAGCCGAGUGUGUUAUGUAGUCAUUUCUCCCAUUGAAACCUGUUGAAGUCGUGGCUUUUAAAACUACAAAAUUGGCUGAUUGGCCAUUCGUUGGCCCCGAUGUGUAAUGAUUGGCCAAUGGUAAUGUAUAAAUGCUUGAUUUAAAAUAUGUUAA